AUUUUCCAAUUUAAAUUGAAAAGUGGGUAACAGAAUCAUCCGCAUCGGGCAGUUAGGACUUUGAAACCACCCAGAAACGAUUAUCCGGUAACAAAUAAACACACAUAUCAUUUUAUCGAAUUCCCGAUAAGAUUUAAGUUCAUUGUAACACCCGUGCUAUUCUUAGUAAGUUCCCUUUACGUAAAUCCGAGUGGGAUACGGGUAUUUAGUUCUCUAACCUACAAAAUGGAUCAACACAAGAUAAAACCGAUUUGUUUAUAACGCUGAUUGACUUCUUUGAGCGUUACUGCGAUCUUCAUCUCUCGUCGUGAUACUAGUGAAAAUAUUAUUAAGUUUUAGUGAGAGUGACUUAUGGUAGCACUUGAAGAAUGGAGUCUUUAAGAACCUUUCUCGGAUACCUGGAUAUCUUCGAUAUAGGGCGAUUUCUCAAGAGAAUCAUUCCAUCAUUUCCUCAACAGGCGACUGAUUUUCUAGCGGUGGUAAUUACUAUUGGCAUAACAUCAUCUGUUCUUACAGUGUUACGGUCCAAACUCUUCAGAAUCAUCAUCAAAACAUUUCCUAGAGAUAUCAAAUUGGUAUGGAUGUUUAUAAGAUUGAACUACUUCAUACUAUACAGAACUUGGUUAAACCGCACAGUGCCUAAACUUUUCAGACAAACCGUUAGGAAAUAUCCUAAAAAGAUUGCUUUCCACUUCGAGGAGCAAAAAUGGACUUUCGAACAGGUGGAUCAGUUCUCGAAUCAAAUUGGAAAUUACUUCAAGAGUCUAGGAUACAAGAGAGGUGAUACUGUUGCCCUCCUAAUGGACUCCCGACCUGAAUACGUAUGUGUGUGGUUGGGCCUAGCUAAAGUUGGAAUUAUAACAGCUUUGAUCAACACUAACAUGAUGUCUCAACAAGCCCUGCAUCAUGCCAUAAAAUCGGGAAAUAGCAAUUCUAUAAUUUUCAGUUCCAAAUUCAAGCAGAUCGUACAAAAAGUUAGAACAUUGAUGCCUGAAUUGAAAAUGUUUCAAUUCAAUGAUGGAACAGAAGAAAUUAUUCCGGAUGCCGCUGAUAUGAUGAAAGAAUUACAAAGUUUGUCAAACAGCCAAAACUCUUUGGAUUCUGAUAUAGACAAGGGAAAAUCAGACGACAGGCUUAUCUACAUUUAUACGUCGGGAACUACUGGAUUACCAAAGGCUUCCAUCAUAAAAAAUUCUAGGUACCAUAUAGGAUAUAUAGUAUUUAAUUUAGGAGUGCAAAUAAAGCCUGAGGAUGUGAUAUACACACCUGUCCCCCUCUACCAUUCACUUGGAGGGAUGUGCGGAGUUUCACAGGCGCUAAUUGAGGGAGCCACUGUCGUUAUUAGAAGUAAAUUUUCAGCAAGCAAUUUUUGGAAGGAUUGCGAGAAAUAUAGUUGCACGAUAUCUCAGUACAUUGGUGAAAUGGCUAGGUAUGUCAUAUUAGCUCACCAGAACUCUUCAGAUAAACCCACCUACAAACUGAAUAAAAUGUACGGAAACGGUAUGAAGCCAACGACAUGGAAACAAUUCGUCGAAGCAUUCAAUGUUGGUCAAGUUUACGAGUUUUAUGGGAGCACAGAAGGAAACUUCGGUUUGUUUAAUCUGGACAACAAAAUUGGUGCUGUUGGCUAUAUACCAGUAUAUGGAGACUUCGCUGUUCCAAUUGCGUUGAUCAAAUGUAACUCCAAAGGUGAACCUAUCAGAAAUGAAGCAGGUUUCUGUGAAAUCUGCGAAUACAACGAGCCGGGUCUUCUCAUAUGCAAGAUAUCCAAAUUCUUGCCCGUGACCAAAUUUGACGGCUACACAAACGAAGAGUCGACAAAGAAGAAGAUCCUCCAGGAUGUGCUAAAGAAGGGAGACUUGUAUUUCAACACCGGUGAUGUCCUUGUGAGGGAUGAUCACGGUUACUUCUACUUCAAAGAUAGAACCGGCGAUACUUUCAGAUGGAAAGGAGAGAAUGUAUCCACUACAGAAGUAGAAGAUAUCCUCAGCAGUGUUUUAAACAAGGAUGUAGCUGUAUAUGGUGUAGAGAUUCCCGGAAGUGAAGGCAAAGCAGGAAUGGCAGCUAUUGUAGACCAAUCAAAAUCCCUAGAUCUUGAGCAACUCCUUCGCAUCUGCCAAUCAAACCUUCCAUCAUACUCGAUACCGAUAUUUCUUAGGAUUGUUCAAAAAAUUCCACAGACUGGUACUUUCAAAAUUCAGAAAACAAUAUUACAAGAGGAAGGUUUCGAUAGAAAUGUUAUACAGGAUGAACUAUAUUUUCUGAACCCAUCCACGAAGGAAUAUGUGGAACUUGAUAGUAACAUAUAUGAGGAUAUUAUCAAUUCGAGAAUAAGACUAUAAUCCGAAAAUAUAGUACAAAGAACCGAACAUCUUCAGCAUAAAGAAUAAAAUACAUAUGGUUGUGGAUAAUAGUAAAAACAUCGUGAUGGAAUUAAAUUUCAAAAUUAAA
Messenger RNA from Coccinella septempunctata (seven-spotted ladybird), 2451 nucleotides. RefSeq names its product long-chain fatty acid transport protein 4-like. The record is from RefSeq and is a predicted model, not a curated record. The transcript is spliced from 10 exons. Lineage: Eukaryota; Metazoa; Arthropoda; Insecta; Coleoptera; Coccinellidae. Gene Ontology annotation, biological process: triglyceride homeostasis. The coding region runs from base 369 to 2342 and encodes 657 amino acids. Gene Ontology annotation, molecular function: long-chain fatty acid transmembrane transporter activity; long-chain fatty acid-CoA ligase activity. Gene Ontology annotation, cellular component: endoplasmic reticulum.